AGUGACUAUUUAAUCGAGACUCAAGUCUCUUUUCAAAAUCAAUAUUAUGCUUCCAAUCUUAUAUCUACCACUUCUGUUCCCUUUGCAAGUGGCAGCACUUAUGGACGGUUUGAGUUCCACGCCACCCAUGGGAUGGAACACUUGGAACAAAUACGGAUGUAAUAUCGAAGCAAGGCUUAUUCGUGAAACUGCCGAUAUAAUGGUCAGCAAAGGCUUCCUCGACGCAGGUUAUCGAUACUUGAAUCUUGAUGACUGCUGGCAGUCGAACGAUAGGGACUACGAUGGUAAUAUUAUUGUCGACAGAUAUGCUUUCCCUGAAGGCAUAAAAGCUGUAGCAGAUUACGUCCACAGCAAAGGAUUGUAUUUUGGAAUUUACUCUAGUGCUGGAUACCAGACGUGCGCAGGACGCAUGGCGUCUUUGGGACACGAAGAAUCCGAUGCGAUUAACUAUGCCAAUUGGUCCGUUGACUAUCUAAAGUACGAUAAUUGCAACUUUCGGGACGGUAUAUCCGGAAAAGAGCGGUAUAAGCGCAUGGGAGAUGCUUUGAAAGCGACUGGUCGAAACAUUACCUUUUCAAUUUGCAAUUGGGGCUCAGAAAAUCCUUGGGAAUGGGCUGAUGAAAUUGGCCAUGCAUUUCGAACGCACGACGACAUUAUUGCUAGUUGGGAAUCAGUGUUAGAGAUAUUGGAUGUUCACGCACAAGUAGUGCAAUAUGGAGGUCCAGGUCAUUGGGCAGACCCAGGUAUGCUUGAGGUUGGAAACGGUGCUCUAAAUAUAGAGGAGUCUCGAACUCACUUCAGCUUGUGGGCAGCCAUGAAGGCGCCUUUGAUUCUUGGUAAUGACCUCACUCAUAUGUCAGAUAUGAUCUAUGACAUUUUGACCAACAGAAAGGUCAUUAGUGUGAACCAAGAUUCUCUUGGUGUUCCAGCUCGAAGAGUAGUACACGUCGCUGGUAACCUUGAUAUAUGGACCGGUCCUCUCAGCGGUGGGUCAGUCGUCGUCGUCAUAGUGAACUAUGGUGAAAGUGAGCGGCAAAUCCCGUUUACAGAUGCCAUUGUUGACUACUAUGGUGAAAAAAUUCAAGUUGAAGACUUGUGGACGGGUAAAACAUCUCAAAUGAAAGAAGGAAUGAUGUUGUCCAGUCCGAUCCCACCGCACGGAUGCACGAUGCUGAAGUUGACAAAUGGUACCUCCAUACCAUAUUCUGAUAGUCUAACAAGCAAUGCCAGCAAAAACCAUUACCCGCCUGAAAUUAUGCAAAAUGAUAUCGAUACUAGCAAGUUAGAGGACGUGGAGCAAACUUUAUACGAGGCGGAGGCCCUUGUCAAUGUCGUAUCCGGCCUUACCCUACGAUAUAUGGACUGCUUAUCUUGGUCCCUAUGUGGCGACUAUUGGACUCGAAGAUGGGGCUUACGGCUGCGUAUUAACGAUGGAGAGGAGACAUAUGUUUAUCUGCGCAAGAUAGGUGAUCUUAAGGCUGUCAAAGAAUUCUCUAUGGGACUAUAUUUGGAUCGAGACAUAAAUUCCAUCACCUUGGAUAACCCAGAAGCGAAUGGUCCUAGCAUGGACAGCAUUAUCUUGAAGAAACAUCCUAAUUCAAAUUUCAACACAUCAAAAGGGGCGGUAUGGACCACUGGUUUUUCUAGUGAAGAUCCACUUGCUGGCGAUCAUUGGAUCCUCUAUACAUUGAGAUGUAUCGUCGAUUACAUGCUGGAUGCUGCCAUAUUCGCUUGCGGAAUAUCAACCUUUGGCUUCGUUAUUUAUCUUCUGUAUGGCUAUUUCAGCAGAUUAUAUAGACAUGUGUAUCAGCCGGUAGGUGAUACAGAUAUAGGCGAAUACACUCUGCAAAACGUUUCAGAGACGAAUACCAGUAUAGCAUAAUUUUCCUUAUACCAUACACCAUCAUACCAGUCAAUUGCAUUGUACGUAUUAAAGCAUAGUUGUAUCAACAUAAAUAGUUUGACAUAUAAUUUAUUUGAAUGAAAAAAAUCCAAUCAGAUUAGUCAGAUCAUUGUAAAGUUUCCACACCCCCAAGUUAACAGAUACCUGCAAGGUACAAUCAUGUUGUUGAUGAGGUGUCUUGCGGGGUGGUCUGAGGAACUUUGGCCACUAUCACAGUGCAAUCGCAAUGAUUUACGCAGUAUUGGCUGACACUCCCUAUCAGAGUCCUGUACGAAGAGUGUUUCUUGUUAAA
Molecule: messenger RNA, 2195 nt
Organism: Umbelopsis ramanniana AG
Lineage: Eukaryota; Fungi; Mucoromycota; Umbelopsidomycetes; Umbelopsidales; Umbelopsidaceae
Exons: 12
Coding region: 47-1882 (611 amino acids)
Biological process (GO): carbohydrate metabolic process
Molecular function (GO): hydrolase activity, hydrolyzing O-glycosyl compounds
Source: RefSeq, a predicted model, not a curated record